Ipomoea triloba (trilobed morning glory) is the source of this 964-nucleotide messenger RNA. Its product is annotated as ras-related protein RABA2a-like. Gene Ontology annotation, molecular function: GTP binding; GTPase activity. The transcript has 2 exons. Gene Ontology annotation, cellular component: endosome. NCBI's taxonomy places the organism in Eukaryota, Viridiplantae, Streptophyta, Magnoliopsida, Solanales, Convolvulaceae. The coding region runs from base 60 to 704 and encodes 214 amino acids. The record is from RefSeq and is a predicted model, not a curated record.
CGUCUUCUUCACCAACUACCAUCAUCAAUCAAUCAUAAGAGAGAGAAAGAGACGAGGAAAUGGCGAGGAGAGCGGACGAGGAAUACGAUUAUUUGUUCAAAGUGGUGCUAAUCGGCGAUUCGGGAGUAGGGAAAUCGAACCUGCUAUCCAGAUUCACCAGAAACGAGUUCUGCUUGGAGUCCAAGUCCACCAUCGGCGUUGAAUUCGCCACCCGUACGCUUCAGGUUGAGGGAAGAACAGUGAAGGCACAGAUCUGGGACACUGCGGGCCAGGAGAGAUACCGAGCCAUAACUAGCGCCUAUUACAGAGGUGCGCUCGGGGCAUUGUUAGUCUACGAUGUGACAAAGCCAACUUCCUUUGAGAACAUCAGCCGCUGGCUGAAGGAACUGAGAGACCACGCAGAUUCAAACAUUGUGAUCCUGCUGAUUGGAAACAAGACCGACCUGAAGCAUCUUCGAGCAGUUGCCACCGAGGAUGCUGAGAGCUACGCAGAGAAGGAAGGCCUGUCUUUCAUCGAAACAUCUGCUUUGGAGGCGACUAAUGUAGAGACGGCAUUCCAGACAGCCCUCUCUGAAAUCUAUCGGAUAAUUAGUAAGAAGUCGAUUUCUUCAGAGUCAACCAGUGCUCAUAUUAAAGAAGGACAGACUCUUGUUGUCGAUGCACAGGUGACAGAUACCAAGAGAACUUGCUGCUCCGCACCUUAACUGACGACUUGUAUUUCUUUUUUUUCUUUUUUUUUUUUUCAAGUGACGAGGGAAACCCGCAGCCACUACCCGAGGGUGUGCAAUGGGUAAACCCCACAUGACUUGUAUUUCUUGUAUGUAUUUAUAGCUGGCAUAAUUGUUUGAAUGCUUGUAUAUUUUACUUUUACUGUUACUCUGUAUAACAGUAUAUUAUUGUCACCCAUUCAUAGGCUUUCCUUGUGAAUGUGAUGCUUUAGCCUUUAGGCAUGUCUUUUUGAGCA